This is a messenger RNA of Thlaspi arvense, 1050 nucleotides long. NCBI's taxonomy places the organism in Eukaryota, Viridiplantae, Streptophyta, Magnoliopsida, Brassicales, Brassicaceae. The record is from the annotation of a GenBank genome assembly.
AUGAGAGAAUUUUCUCUUCCAAGAAAGACUAACAAACAGACACAAUUUUGUUCACUGUCCUUUGCAGAAGCCCAACUUUCAGAAAAAUCAGAAGCUUCAGACACUCAGAUUGCUGAUAUUGAUUUCAAUCACAAGGAUCCUAAAAUGUGCAGCUUGUAUGCCCCUGACAUUUAUAAUAAUUUACGAAUUACAGAGCAUCUCAAUUCCAAAUUUAAGUUUGCUUCCACACUCAUAAAUCUUGAAUUCCUUUUGAUAUAUGUGGAACUCCUUGUGUUUCAGCUGGAUCGAAGACCUUCAGUCAAUUACAUGGAAAGGUUGCAAAAGGAUAUUACUCCAAACAUGCGGGGAAUUCUAAUUGAUUGGCUUGUGGAGGUUUCUGAAGAGUAUAGGCUGGUCCCAGACACGUUGUUCCUCACAGUCAAUCUCAUUGACCGAUUUCUCUCACAAAAUCAAAUGGAGAAGCAAAGACUCCAACUGCUUGGUGUUACUUGCAUGUUAAUUGCCUCAAAAUAUGAAGAAAUAUGUGCACCACGCAUAGAGGAGUUCUGCUUUAUCACUGACAACACUUAUACAAGAGAAGAGGUCUUGAAAAUGGAGUGUCAAGUUCUGAACUUUCUGGGUUUUCAAUUAUCUGUUCCGACCACCAAAAAAUUUGUUAGGAGAUUCAUUCAAGCUGCACAAGUUUCCAGCAAGGCUCCUUCCCUUGAACUGGAAUUCUUGGCAAAUUAUCUCGCAGAAUUAACUCUAGUUGAGUAUAGCUUCCUUAAGUUCCUUCCAUCCCUUAUAGCUGCAUCUGCUGUAUUCCUAGCCAGAUGGACGCUCAAUCAAUCUGAUCAUCCUUGGAAUCCAACCCUAGAGCACUAUACCAGUUAUGUGACGUCAGAUUUGAAAUGCACAGUCCUUCUGUUGCAAGAGUUGCAACUCAACACCAAAGGUUGCUCCGUCAAUGUUAUACGCGAGAAGUACAAGCAACGGAAGUUCAAGUGUGUAGCUGCUUUAUCUUCUCCAAAACUUGCUGAAUCAGUAUUCAAAAAGUUGGAGAACAACUGA